Trametes versicolor FP-101664 SS1 is the source of this 534-nucleotide messenger RNA. RefSeq lists its product as uncharacterized. The annotation marks the transcript as partial. NCBI's taxonomy places the organism in Eukaryota, Fungi, Basidiomycota, Agaricomycetes, Polyporales, Polyporaceae. The record is from RefSeq and is a predicted model, not a curated record. The transcript has a single exon.
GCUUAUAACGGGCACAAGAAGUAUCAUGCGCUCAAGUUCCAGGCGGUGAUGCUACCAAACGGGAUGUUCGGGCAUCUGUUUGGACCGUUUGAAGGCCGGCGAAACGAUAACUUCCUCCUUCACGCUAGCAAGCUCCUCGAGAAGUGUGCUCGCUUUGCUAUAUGGCCAGGCUCAUCAGAGAACUCCCCGCUCGAGCAACGGUAUUUCCAGCUCUUCGGUGAUGCAGCUUACGGGAUCUCUCCGCAGCUCAUCAGUCCAUUUGCGGGAGCUCGGCCACGGACGGAGGAGGAGGAACAGUGGAAUGUGGCGAUGGGUUUGGUGCGGGUCCAGGUUGAGCAUGGGUUUGGUUUGGUGACAAGUACGUGGCAGUACUUGAACGCCAACUGGAAGAUGCAUGUGUACUCGUCACCGGUUGGGAGAUAUUACCGUGUUGGUGUACUUCUCACUAACAUCCUCAACUGCUACCGCCCUAACCAAGUGUCGCAAUAUUUUGAUUGUGAACCCCCAUCGAUUACCGAGUACUUGCACCACUGA